Messenger RNA from Penicilliopsis zonata CBS 506.65, 3543 nucleotides. RefSeq lists its product as hypothetical. Gene Ontology annotation, biological process: establishment of mitotic spindle orientation; vesicle transport along microtubule; microtubule organizing center organization. The transcript has 3 exons. The record is from RefSeq and is a predicted model, not a curated record. Gene Ontology annotation, molecular function: dynein complex binding; microtubule plus-end binding. Gene Ontology annotation, cellular component: microtubule associated complex; kinetochore; nuclear envelope. NCBI's taxonomy places the organism in Eukaryota, Fungi, Ascomycota, Eurotiomycetes, Eurotiales, Aspergillaceae. The coding region runs from base 1 to 3543 and encodes 1180 amino acids.
AUGGCGAACCACAUCAACAUUCAUGGGAAUACAGCCGAGGCUGGGGCUACGCAGGUCAAUAAUAUGAGCAUGAAUACAACCUACACUAUCCAUGAAAUUGAUCGACUAUGUCUUCGCGCCCUGCAAUGCCCCCCCGACUCGCUGAUUGUUAAGAAUCGACUGAAGGAAACUAAGGACAAGUUGCACCUGGAAUCAAUCAAAUGGGUUUUUCAAUCGCAAGAUUUCCGCAGAUGGCGAGACAAAGAUGAUAGUGGGCUUCUAUGGAUCAAAGGCGGCCCUGGAAAGGGUAAAACAAUGAUGUCGAUCGGGAUCAUUGAGCGUCUCUUAGAUCAAAGAGAGAAUCCUCCUUUGGUCACCUAUUUUUUCUGCCAAAAUGGCGACAAUGAACUCAAUACCCUUGGCUCUAUAUUGAAGGCUCUUAUCCUCCGAUUGUUCAAUCAAAAUAAGGGACUGAAAGAAUGUCUCCGACGCCACUGGGAUACACAAAAUAGCCGAUUCGAAAAAGAUUUGACCUCAUGGAGAAAUCUCUGGGAUAUCUUGCAGGAGAUAUUAGACAAAUGCGGAAAUCAAAAGGUGUAUAUCAUCAUUGAUGCUCUAGACGAGUGCCAGGAAGAUGGUAUUUCCAAAUUCCUGACCACUCUCGUUCGAACAGGCCUCCAUCACCCUUCUCGCAUCAAGUGGCUACUGACCAGCCGGCCAUUCAACGAUGAAAGGAUACUACUGACAGCGGAUGAUCAAAGGCAACUUAACCUCGAGGUCAAUUUGGACCACGUCAAAGGAGCUAUUAAAAGCUACAUUUCUUUCAAGAUGAGAGAACUCGAUCGUCUUUGGGAAUUGGAACCAGAGGUUCGAGACAACAUCGAGGCACAGCUGAAUCAAAAAGCAGAUGGCACCUAUCUCUGGGUCAGUCUGGCUUGUAAGAAACUUGAAGAUGUACGCCCGAAAGCAGUGUUGGAGGAGGUUCAAACACUUCUCCCGGGCCUGCAGUCUUUCUAUCAUGAAGCCCUCAUCCAAAUCAGUCGGCGAGGCUCCAAGUCCCUACGAAUACUUAAAGUGCUGUCGCUGGCCUAUCGACCUCUCCACAUCCAAGAGUUAGAAAGCGUCACCGGUUUGGCCCAGCAAGAUAUAGACAUCGAGAGACUGUUGUCUGAAUGCGAAUCCUUUAUCAAUCUCCGAAAUGAUUAUCUGGAAUUUUCACACCAAUCUGCGCGCGAUUAUCUCGGUGGAGGGAAGGCAUCAGCCAUCCUCAAGCCUUAUAAAAGCUAUGGACAUGAAAAAAUUGCUCUCAAUUGCGUUUCCUAUCUAUCGAGAGAACUAAAGGUUAACCUUCUGGACAUAAAACUACCUGCCUCAACCUUGGAUGACCUUGAUGAAAGCCUCCGCCACCUACAGUUAGCUAAGGUGAACUAUGCAGCCCAUUUUUGGGCACAGCAUGUCGAAAAAGCACGAAAUACCAUUGACAUUCAAAGAUCUCUUGGAGAAAAUGGGGCCGUCAGCAAAUUUGUCCAGUCCAGGAUUUUGGAAUGGCUGGAGUGUUUGAGUUGGUUAGACAGUACAUCACUUGCUCUAGAUGAGAUGCACAGAGUCAUGACUAUUGCAAAGGCCAAGUCUCCGUUACUUGCCUUCCUUCAAGAUGCAACUCGUUUCUUGCAGCGUCAUUCCCAUAUAAUAUCACACUGGCCAUUGCAAACUUACAGCUCCGCACUCAUCUUCAGUCCUAAAGAAAGCCUUGUUCGACAGAUGAAUAUAUCCAAGGUUCCCAAGUGGCUCAAGGAUCCGCCCUUUCUUGGUGAAUCCUGGUCAUCCUUGAUUCGAACACUCGAAGGUCACGCAGAUUUUGUAACAGCAGUGGCAUUCUCACAUGAUGGUCAAUCCAUUGCGUCGUUAUCUGGUGAUCGAACCAUCAAAUUAUGGGAUGUGAGGACGGGUGGCCUCCAGAGAACCAUUCAAAAGGACCCAUCAAGUUGGAAUGACGGAGUGUUAUUUUCGCCAGAUGAUAAACUUAUUUCCUCAUACUCCCCUCUCAGCCUUGCCCAUAUAUGGAGUAUCGCUUCAGGCAAGCUGCAAAUGAAAUUUGAAACUCAGGCAGAUGACGCGGCGUUCUCAUCAGAUGGCAAGCAUCUCCUCACUAUCAAAAACAGUGGGGAGAUCUCCGUCCUGGAAGUUUCUACAGGGAAAAUUGUACAUCGGGUUGCCUCCAGAUAUGAUACUUCUAAAGCGGCCCUUUCACCAAAUGGAAAGUACAUGGCACUUGGCUUUUCUUCUGGAGAUAUAAGAAUAUGCACCAUGGAUGGGGAUGUUCUGAGCAUACUUGCAGGACUCGACCAACUAUCUCAUUUAAUCUUCUCACCAGACAGCAAAUACAUAGGAUCUUGGGAUAUUAAUGGUGCCAUCAAAGUAUGGAACAUCGAAACAGGGGAUCUUCAUCACUCUGUGAGAGGAUACCUAUUAUCUGGUUACUUGUCACUGGCUACGAGCUUUGCGCUUUCUCCAUCUGGAAGGCAUGCGGUUCUUGGAUGUGAUAAUGGAGACUUGCAUUUAUGGGAUUUAAUCUCAGGCACCCUUCAGAAGAUCUUACAUGGUCACACGAACCGGACUGCGGUACUUUCGUUUUCUCCGGACGGAGAAUAUGUCGCAUCUGGCUCAUACGACAAAACGAUCAAGUUAUGGGCCGUCGCCGGCGACGUUGAACAGACUCGCAAUGCCCCCCAAGUCCUCUUCGUUUCCACCAACGGCAACUCGGCUGUGGCCCUGUGCCAAGAAAACAACAGUCUCGUCCUGAGAGACUCUGCAAAGGUCUUGUCCAGCUGGGGGGACCUUCAAGACUUCAUGAUAACGACAGUGUCAUUGGACAGAAGGUUUGUUGCAUGGUCGGAAAGGGGAAAAGUCUACCUAUACAAUACGACUGAAGAUUCCUCUAUAACUCUUGAAGGGCAUGAGUGGAGUUUUGUUAGUUCACUGUCUUUCUCUCCUAAUGGAUAUUAUUUCGCAUCGAGCUCAGGUAAGGAGGGUCUCAAAUUAUGGACCACCGAGGGCAAUCUUAUAAGAAAGCUGGAAUCGCCGGAUUUCAAUGGUGAAUGGGCAGAGGCAAUUUCCUUUUCGGCAGAUGGCAAGUAUCUUGCAGCAAGUUUUGAGAAGAAAAUUAUACUCUGGGAUGUUCCAGAACUGCUUGGAGCUCCAAGACUGUUUAGUUUUGGGGGUCCCAGAUCCGAUUUUCCGCAAACAAUCACUCUGCAGCAUUACGUGAAAGUGUUAAAAUUCUCUUCUGAUGGGAGAUCUCUCUUGACAGAUCAGGGCCUCAUCAGCCUUGAUGACAUUCUGCCUGCCAACCAAAAGACAACUUCAACAUCAUCAUUGGGCGAUUUGUGGGUUGGAGAUCGGUGGAUCUAUUUUGGAGAGUCUCCGGUGUUACGACUGCCAUCAGACCUAUAUCGGACACCUUACGAUGCACGAGAUGGCCAUAUCGUGAUCUCCUCUCGCGAUAACCAGGUGUUGGAAUUUCAUAUUGAUCGUGUGUCUUUAAAACAGGCCCUCAAGAAGUGA